Messenger RNA from Onthophagus taurus, 2512 nucleotides. NCBI's taxonomy places the organism in Eukaryota, Metazoa, Arthropoda, Insecta, Coleoptera, Scarabaeidae. The record is from RefSeq and is a predicted model, not a curated record.
GUGAAAAAUACGAAAAAGAAAGAAUUGAAACAUCUCAAUCACCAGGAGAAACAACCAUCGAUUUAAAUGAAUUAAUUGAAGAAACUGAAUCAACCGAAUUAAAUGAGUUAACUGAAAUAACUGAAAAAUUAAAUACCAAAAAAUUAAAACUUUGUAAAACCACAGCCACCGAAAUAACAUCUCAAGAAUGUGUAGCAAAAAAAAUUGAAGAAACGCUCUCAACAUCAUUAAAACCCGCAACAAUCCAAUCAGCAGCAGCAUUCCGAAAUAAAUCAACAUCCGAAUAUAAACCAAUAAACGAUACAACCGAUCAAUUAAAAUUAUGGGAUAACACAUUAUCCCCUGAAGAACUCCGCCAAAUACAAAGCAGAAAUAUGAUGAAAUACAUGGACGUAUCAGUAAAUCCUUGCCAAGAUUUUUAUCAAUACGCUUGCGGAAAUUGGUACAAAUACCAUCCGAUACCACCAGAUCACGGUGGUUUCGACACUUUUGAAAUGUUACGUGAAGACUUAGAUUUACACCUAAAAAAAUUAUUAGAAGAAGAUAACGAAAGCGAUGAUAAAAAUGUUGAUGAUAAAAUUAUUUUACAACUUUAUAAUUUUAAUCAAACGAAUCAAACGGUUCCCUCGCCGUAUUUCGAAGAGGUGUUAAAUACCAUUAAAACGGAAUUUAUCGAUCCGAUUCGUAAAGCGAAAAAUUUAUAUUCGUCUUGUAUGAAAGAGCAUCUUAUUGAUGUGAGAGGUGAAAAGCCGCUUUUACACCUUAUAACGGAGUUGCGUGGUUGGCCCAUUUUAGAAACUGAUUGGGAUGCUUCUAGUUUUGAUUUAGUUUGGCUUCUUGGCCAAUUAAGACUUUAUAAUAAUGAUUUGUUAAUAUCGGAAUGGAUCGGGCCCGAUAUAAAGAAUUCCGACGAAUACGUUAUUCAAUUAGAUCAAACGUCUUUGGGUUUACCAUCGAGGGAAUAUUUUUUAUCUGAAACAUCUAGAGAAUAUAUCGAAGCUUAUCACCAAUUUAUGUUGGAUACGGUUUAUAUAAUGGGCGCACCUGAAGAAGAAGCUGUAGAUGACGUUAAAGAAAUUAUUGAUUUUGAGUGUAAAUUAGCUCUGAUAACAGCUGAUCCUGAAGAUAGACGUAAUUUAACUAGUAUUUAUGCACGAUUAUCUUUGGGGGAAUUACAAGUUUUUUUACCACAAUUUGAUUGGAUACGCUACUUUGAAAUGAUCGCAGAAAAAGAUAUCCCACCAACAACACCAAUUGUAUGUUAUUGUAUGGGUUAUUUACAAGAUUUAGUUAAUUUAAUAAGUUCAACUCGAUCGAGAACUUUAGCGAAUUAUUUAUUAUGGAGAUUUGUAAGACAUCGCGUAAAUAAUUUAGACGAACGAUUCCAAAAUGCAAAACAAAAAUUUUAUCAUUUAUUAUUUGGUAGAGAAGCGUCACCACCUCGUUGGCAAUUUUGUGUGGCUCAGGUUAAUUCAAACUUGGGUAUGGCAUUGGGUAAUUUAUUUGUCACAUCACAUUUCGACGAGAAAAGCAAAAACGACACGAUACUGAUGACUAGACAACUCGAGGGUGCUUUUAAAAAUAUUCUGAUGUUAUCCGAUUGGUUGGACGACUCGACGCGAUCGAUAGCCAUCGCAAAAGUAGACGCUAUGAGACUCAGAAUUGGUUAUCCAGAUAUAAUACUUAACAAGCAAUUAUUAUUAGAACGCUAUAAAGAUAUAAAAGUCCACCCCGAUUAUUAUUUCGAAAAUAAUCUUAGCAUUUUAAGACAUCUAACCAGAAAUGAACAUCAAAAAAUUGGCAAAAUGGUCGAUAAAAAUAUGUGGAAUACAGCCCCCGCUGUUGUUAAUGCUUAUUAUAGUAGAAAUAAAAAUCAAAUUAUGUUCCCAGCUGGAAUUCUACAACCACCUUUUUACCAUCAACAUUUUCCAAAAGCCCUUAAUUAUGGUGGUAUUGGUGUUGUUAUAGGACACGAAAUAACGCACGGUUUUGAUGAUAAAGGUCGAUUAUUUGACAAAGAUGGUAACUUAAAUACGUGGUGGUCAGAUGAAUCAACAGCGAAAUUCCGCGAUAAAGCUAAAUGUAUUGUAGAUCAAUACAAUUCCUUCGUUGUACCUGAAGUUAACGCUCCGUUAGAUGGAAUGACCACUCAGGGUGAAAAUAUUGCCGAUAACGGUGGGAUUAAACAAGCUUUCCAAGCUUACCAAGCAUGGUUAUCGAAGCAUUCCGACGAACUUUUACCUGGAUUUAACGCCACCAAUAACCAAUUAUUUUUCCUUAAUUUUGCACAAGUUUGGUGUGGAACCUCGCGACCGGAAGCUGCCAAAAAUCGACUAAAAACCGCCGUUCAUUCACCCGGAAGAUUUAGGGUUAUUGGAACUUUAAGAAAUUCUUACGAUUUUGCAGAAGCUUAUCAUUGUCAACCUGGAACUGCAAUGAAUCCAGUCGGAAAAUGUAGAGUGUGGUAGAAAAAUAUGAAAAUAUUUUAUUAUUUAUUUUUUAUAUUAAAUAA